UCGCCGCGGCCGGUCCGGAGAGGUGUGAAAUUUGACAUGGAGUACUCGGUGGACGCCCACGCCAUGGCGUCGCUGAUUCCGCACGACAACUAUGAUCUGGUCGUGGCCAAUAGUGUUUUUGAGCACAUGCGGCAGCCCUUCGUCGUCGCGUGCCGCGCGGCGUGGAAAUCACAAUAGCCAGUGGCGAGGUCGCGUCGAUGGCGUCUCGGAGGGCCUCAUUCCGACGCCGUUGACGCGCCGCGUCGACCGCCACGCCAUCGCCGCGACGCGUUCGCACCGCGAGACGCGGCGUCACACGCAGGAAACAAAUCUACCUCAUCCUCAAGCCCGGCGGCUACAUGCUCUGGCACACGCCGUUCAUGUUUCCCUUCCACGGCGUGCCCGCGGACUAUUUCCGCUACACGCACGCGGGCGCGGCGGCCGUCUGUGAAGACUCGGGCCUCGAAGUUAUUGAAGCGGCGCCGGACGGCGGCUACGCGGCCGUGCUGGGCCAUGUAGUAGGCAUGGACACGCGCUUCUUCUCGGACGAGGAGAUACACCGAGUGCAUGAGCUGCCGCACUGGAAAGAUCUGGACAACCUGCACCACAAGGUGUCCUACCACCUGUCGACGAAGCUCGUCGCACGGAAGCCCCCCUCGAACUAA
Molecule: messenger RNA, 644 nt
Organism: Pelagomonas calceolata
Lineage: Eukaryota; Pelagophyceae; Pelagomonadales; Pelagomonadaceae
Source: the annotation of a GenBank genome assembly